Molecule: messenger RNA, 837 nt
Organism: Guyanagaster necrorhizus
Lineage: Eukaryota; Fungi; Basidiomycota; Agaricomycetes; Agaricales; Physalacriaceae
Exons: 2
Coding region: 249-740 (163 amino acids)
Source: RefSeq, a predicted model, not a curated record
AUAGAGUCCACCCUGCAGAUCGCUCUCAAGUCAGACAACGGUGAGCUAGCCGCCAAGAAUAUCGGCGCUUACGAGCAGGCCUCGCAUUUCCUCAUUGGUUUCUACUUCAUUAACCAUGUAAGUCAGUCGUUCUAAUUCUUUGCUGCCAAAUUUCAUGUCCUUAGCGUCACAAACUCCCCGGCGAAUACUCGACCCUCGAAAAUGGUGCCCUUCUCUUCGGCUGUGAGGGUACGAAUCUGUUGUUUGACAUGGCUACCAUGCACAAAGCUGUCGGAUUCGACAAGGAGGCCGGAAAGAUACAACGUACCGCGACUGACGAGGUCCUCUGGGAUGGAAUCGUCAAGAUGAGCAACUCCGUUGCGAAGAGCACCCCGUCCGACUGGACCGCAGUCUUCCAACGGGAGGUAGACCGGCAAUUUGCGCUCGACGAGGGCCUACAUGACAACUCGGCGUUCCACAUGCGGGUACCUAUGAUAUCUUCCAUCGGUGACUAUCACGCUAUGGAUAUCCUCAAUCCGUUUGUCCCUGAGACAGGCGCGCUCGCCGAUGAAUUGGCCGUCCUAGGACAAUAUCACACCAUCCGGGUCACCCAUCCGCUUAUCGUCCCUAUAUGCUGGCAAUACGCCGGUCGGAUUAACUUUUCGUGGUCUUCGGGGCGGAAAUGGCUCUCGCAGGAGAAUAUGGAUUUAUAUGCUGGGAUAUUCAAGGAGUGGCUGGAUAUCUGUAUUGGUAAGUUGUAGAUGUAAGGUGUUGAACUGUUUGGAAUCAUUAGAUAUGACAUGGAAAUAAUGGAAUGUAGGUAUGAUUUGAAUACUGUACUAUAUAACAUUGUGUCUC